CGCCGAGUCUUUCCCUAAUGGAGCUCCUUUUAGGGUUUUAGCAAAUUUCAAUUGCAGUUGGUGGUGGAUACUGAUAUUUGAGUUUCCCCGAGAAAUUUAGUAGCAAAAGAAGCGGAGAGAGAGAUAUGGAGCACGGUUCGUUCAAGGAUAAUAGCCAUGCUACGUUUACUUUAGGGGAAGAAGAUCACACACUUGCUAAUGCUGUUCGAUUUGUGCUAAACCAAGAUCCAAGAGUAACCGUGGGUGCGUACACCAUCCCGCAUCCUUCCCUUGAAAGCGUCAAUAUUCGGGUCCAGACUACAGGCGAUCCAGCGAAGGAAGUUUUCAAAGAUGCAUGUCAAGAGCUCAUGCAAAUGAACAGACAUGUGAGAAGCGUUUUUGACAAGGCUGUUACUGAGUAUAAGGCUGAACAAGAGCGUAAGGAGAAGAAGGCUGCAGAAGAGCUUCAGAGGCAGAGGGAACUAUUUGGGUCCAUGGACAUUGAAAGCAACUGAUUUUAUGAAAUAAACAAUUGUAUUAUUCUCUAUGGAGUUUCAUACUGUUUUGAUCUUAAAUCCAGAUUUAUCCUUCAAAAUUGAUUCGUUUCACAAUCCAA
Molecule: messenger RNA, 595 nt
Organism: Camelina sativa (false flax)
Lineage: Eukaryota; Viridiplantae; Streptophyta; Magnoliopsida; Brassicales; Brassicaceae
Biological process (GO): transcription elongation by RNA polymerase I; transcription by RNA polymerase III
Cellular component (GO): RNA polymerase I complex; RNA polymerase III complex
Molecular function (GO): protein dimerization activity; DNA binding
Source: RefSeq, a predicted model, not a curated record